This is a messenger RNA of Hordeum vulgare subsp. vulgare (domesticated barley), 10043 nucleotides long. Its product is annotated as ATP-dependent DNA helicase PIF1-like. Gene Ontology annotation, biological process: telomere maintenance; DNA repair. NCBI's taxonomy places the organism in Eukaryota, Viridiplantae, Streptophyta, Magnoliopsida, Poales, Poaceae. The transcript has 12 exons. Gene Ontology annotation, molecular function: DNA helicase activity. The coding region runs from base 6957 to 9125 and encodes 722 amino acids. The record is from RefSeq and is a predicted model, not a curated record.
ACGAGCACUGUGUUCAAAAAAUUUACUACUGCAUUCGAUUGUCAAUUUGUCAUGCGCCGCCGCGCCUGCUGCACGACGGUAGCAUUGGUGCGAGCGAUACAGUAGUAGGAGCAUUUCUUUUUUGAUAGGAAGGAGGCUUCACGUGGGGUGUAGCCAGCCGGGGUAGGUAACUGCAACCGGAGUCUAUGUCUAUCUAUCUACCGCAUCGCCUGCGUCUGGGCCUGAAACGGCGAACAACGACUCCAUCUGACUAUAUCUAACAUAUCUACAUAGGCAGCGUGACCCCCUUGCUGAGCUGCAAACUGAAUGGGCUACGGUCGAACCCCAUUUCGCUUCAACGUAUACUUGCGAUCUAUACAGUUUCAGUCUAAAAUUUGAGUCAAUUUCAUUGGUUUUCUUUUGAACACAAGUCAAUUUCAUUGUUAAGUGCCCUCGCAAAAUAAAAAUCAUUGUUAAGUAGGGCCAUUAGGACGACAUCUAAAAACUUUAUUUUAAACAUCAAUUUGUGGUUGGAGAUAUGGUAUUUGCACAUUGUUCCGCCUCGUAAUUUCCUGUAAAAAAAUAUAUAUUUUUGCACCAGAGGCACAACAAAAGCUUUGAGUGCAUGUGAUACUUUCUCAUAGAUAUUUUGGUUAAUUAUUAGUAGAUGUGUAGAAACGGAUACCCAUCUGUGUCGCCCGCAAAAAAAAAGGCUACCCAUUUGUGUAACUGAACCAAAAUAGUAUGCAUAUUUUAGAACAAAAUAGUAUGGAUACUAAUAAAGGGGCAGUUGGUAGCCGGAUCUUACUGGUUAAUUUUCCUCAUCGGUUAAUUUUCGUCACCGGUACCUGGUUAAUUUUUCGUCCACCUCUGGUUAUUUUUCAUCUCCCAACGCUCGCAAACAUCAGAAACAGCGCAUCGCUACCCUAUCGUCAAAAAACCCUAUCGCAUCGCUACCCCUAUCACGCCGCCGCCGUCCUCAACCGCCUCCCAUCGCCUCUGAUUGCCUCCGCCGUCAACUAAGUGAACCAACGCCGUCCUCAACCGCCUCCUUCGUGAAUCGCCGCCGUCGUCAAUCGCCUCCGUCGAUAACUACCACCGCCGUCGUGAAACAGCGCCGUCGUCAACUAAGUUUUUCGUCGUCAACCGCCGCCAACCGUCAACCGCCGUCGUCGUCUACCGCCACCGUCAUCAACCGGUGUCGCCGUCACCGACGGCGUACUUGAUCGCCGUCGUAGCAGCAGCCGUACUUGAACUAGGUAUAUUUCAGAUUUUCUCUAACUAAUCUAGGUAUUUGUACAACCCUAUGUACGUUCUUUGUCCGAAUACAUCUGAGCCAGAUCUACAUAUGGUGUCGGAUCUACAAAAUUUCAUACACAAAUACAUGCCUCAAAUCUGCCUUGCACUACAUAUAGACGUUUUACAAGCGCGGAUGCAUCUGGAAAUUUCUUCAUCUCUUCAAAGUGUACUCUGCAUAGAACAAAUGACGACUUCCUUUAUGAAUAGCAGAUCUGUUUUCAAAAUAGUUUUCAUCGAUAAAACAACUACAAGGAGAAAGCUUCCUAAAUCUACAGCUUUUUAGCAGGCAACACUGAUCUGGUUGAGUUUACCACUCUUAAGCAUGCAUUCAUUAUAGGUAUGGGGAUUUCAAAAAGCAAGGCUAUUGAAGGUGACAAAGUAUCAGAUGUAGCUACAGGUAUGGUGAAUUCAAAAAGCAAGGCUACUGAAGAUGAUAAAGUUUCAUAUGUAGCUACACGUACAUGCUACGCUAUGAAGUUUACCUACAGGUGUAUGCAUUGGAAUCAACUUUCAUAAUUUAUGCCGCUAAGAUCCCGAACUUGAUUCACACAUCAAUACCAUAAACUAAACGGAGACAAAAAUGCAGAUGUGGCAAAUGUUGAUGACGAUGCUGAUCAAAUUAAUAUAGAUGUGGCAAAUGUUGAUGAAUACAACGCAAAUGGCAUAGCCGUAGAUGACAAUGAUGACAAUGAAUGCUCUACUGGACCAGGUGUGGGGAAUUCAAAAGGCAAGGCUACUGAAGAUGACAAAGUUUCAGAUGUAGCUACAGGAGGAGCUGUCUUGGAUAAUAGCAAAGAAACAAGACAAAUACCUCCAAUUGGCCGCAAAAAGACAUUGACUAACGAACAAAGGGAUCGUAUAAACGCAAAGAGGCGGGCUUCUUAUCGGAAGAAGAAAGAUAUGCUUAACCCAAACGAGAAGACAACUCACCAAACGACGACAGGUAAGAUUGUGAUAUGUUUCGUCAUUCUUUUUAGUAUGAAAAUGUGCUGCCUUAUUCUGGAAUGCUAACUCUCAUGUCACAAUCCUCUUUAAUGAUAUCACGAAUGUUCAUCAACCUUGCCAUGUGAUACCAGGUACACUUUUUGAAAACAAGCUAUGGGUUUUCUUAUGUAAGUUGUUGAUGGAUGAUAAAAAUUUAUGUUUCAUCUUUAUGAUAGCACUACAUGCGUUAUUUUUCGUAUGACACCAGGAGCUGACAUGUAAAGUAUUAAACAAACAAGGCAGACACCGGCAAUUGGACGCAAUGAAAUGUUGAGUGACAAAAAAAUAAGCUUAUAACCUCAAACAUGCAAGCUUGUUGUGAUGCAUCGUUGUCGUUAUCAUGUACCCUUAAUCAAGAUGAAAAUGUGGAUCCCCUUACGAUAUCAGGAGGAGCUGUCUUGAAUAAUAGCAAAGAAACAAGACAAAUACCUCCAAUUGUCCGCAAAAACACCUUGACUGAAGAACAAAGGGAACAUAUAAAUGCAAAGAGGCGGGCUUUUUAUCGGAAGAAAAAAGAUAUGCUUAACCCAGACGAGAAGACAACUCACCAAACGACGACAAGGCUCUUUAAUGAUAUCACGAAUGUUCAUCAACCUUGCCAUGUGAUACGAAGUACACUUUUUGAAAACAAGCUAUGGGUUUUCUUAUGUAGGUUGUUGAUGGACGAUAAAAAUUUAUGUUUCAUCUUUAUGAUAGUACCACAUACGUUAAUUUUCGUAUGACACCAGGAGCUGACAUGGAAAAUAUUAAACAAGCAAGGCAGACACCGCCAAUUGGACGCAAUGAAAUGUUGAGUGACAAAAAAAUAAGCUUAUAACCUCAAACAUGCAAGCUUGUUAUGAUGCAUCGUUGUCAUUAUCAUGUACCCUUAAUCAAGAUGAAAAUGUGGAUCCCCUUACAAUAUCAGAAGCUGUCUUGAAUAACAUCAAGGAAACAAGGCAGAUACCUCCAGUUGGGCUCAAAAAAAUUGACGGACGAACAAAGAGAGCAGAUAAACGCAAAGAGGCGGGCUUUUUAUCGAAAGAAAAGAGAUAUGCUUAUAGAAGAUGAAAAUCUUGCUCCACAUACAAUGACAACUAGCUGCGGUGUUACAUCAUCCUCACAUGACGAUGCAGCGUUGUCAUUAUCAACUACACUCAAUCGUUAUGAAAAUGUGCCUCCCCUUACUAUAUCAGGGGUUGUCUUGGAUAACACCAAAGAAAUUAGGCUAAUACGUCCAGGUGGAUGCAAUAAAAACUUGACUGUCGAAAAAAGGGAGCAGAUAAAUGCAAAAAGACGGGCUUCUUAUCAGAAGAAAAGAGAGAUGCUUAUCGAAGAUGAAAAACUUACUCUCCAUACGAUAUCAAGUAAGAUUGUACUAACAUCUAUUUACUUCCGAAGUCCCAAAUGUUUAACAACGCCCGCUCUAUAUCUUGUAAAUAAUGAAUUGAUGAACAUGUCAUCUCACUUGAUGAUGCAACAUCGCGUUCUUCAGCUACACUAAAGAAUGAUGAAAAUCUGACACCCCUUACGGUAUCAGGUAAUGUUAUACCAUGCUAUAUGUUUCCUGACAAUGAUUUACCGUACUUUGACUAUAUGUCACUUCCUUCAUUAUAUUUGAAAAAUAAAUUGAGAUGAAUGAUGACAUAUUAUUGUUGAACCAAACAACCCAAUUAGCUCCAGCUAUACAUCCUUGUCAAUUGAUGAUGCAAUGUUUCGUGCUUCAAACACACUCACAUGUGAUGACAUUCAUGAGAAAUAUCUAGCUCGCCAUAUACUACAUUCUUCCAUUACACCGGAAGUUGUGUUCAAUAACACCAGUGAUUUUGAAUCAGCAAACCCUACUAACUACAAGAUUGCAUCAUUAUUGACUGAUGAUGAAACUUUGCCUCCAUCAAGUUCACAAUAUGAUAGCGUUCGUCAUAAAACCCUAGCCAAGAGGACUUACGAUAAAGAGCGCAAUUCUAAAUUAACAAUCGAGCAGAAGGAUCAGGAUAACGCAAGGAGACGAGCUGGUAAACAGAAGAAACGGGAAGAGGGCACAAUCAAUGUUCAAGAGCAAAAUCAGAGGCAAUGAGAGACACGCAUGGAGCGCCGGAAAAUUAUGACUUCCGAUGAGAAGGUGCAGUCAAGUGCAAAGAGAAAGGGAAAUUACCAUAGAAUGAAAAACACCCCAUCCAUAGAAUCUAUCGCAAUGCCACGGCCAGAUGUUCUGGCUCGAUCUGAUUCCGCCCCAUCAAUGACCAUCCCGUCUUACACUGUGGGAACCGAUGGUAAAAAUUUGUUAUUGUCACAAUCUUUAGAACAAAAUUUCGCUUUACCCUCUUUUGCUUACUAUCUCUACGAUGUUGCAGAAGAUAUGGGGGCAUUCAUAAGCACCAUCGUGGACGAUGAUACGAUAUCAUCCGCCUUCAUGGAUAAUGAGUAUUAUCUGUUUGGCUCGCAAGGUAUCGUCUAUGGUGAAUUAGGAGAUAGUUUGACUUAUUUGAAAUAUCUGUUUAUGCUGCUCUAAGUGCGGUGUUUGAACAAAUGCAAAUAGGAUCCGAUGAUGAUAGCCAUGAUGGAGAUGAAGUCACGAACAUGUCUAGCGCUGAGUCUGUUGACAUUGAUCCAUUCGACUUUGUCUACUCAAACCUCCCAGAUAGAACACACAUCCUGAAGCACGCCAAGAAUUGCGACCACUGCAAGGCCAAGAAGUUUGAGUCUGAGACCGACGGUUUCUGUUGUCGCAAUGGGAAGAUUGAGCUCAAGGAACCAGAUCCCAUCCCCGAGCUAAUGAGGCUUUGGUCCAGCAUGGAUGCAGACUCUAGACACUUUCGGGAAAACAUACGAUUCUUUAAUGGACACUUUGCAUUCACAACCCUUGGCGUCAACCUCGAUGAAAACUACACAAACAUGAAGUUUGGUGUGUACACUUUCCGGGCGCACGGCACCAUCUACCACAACGUGCAUUCCUUCGGGCCAAGCUCACGUCCAGAACAUCUCCAGCUGUACUUCUAUGAUGACGACCCAAACCUGACCCAUCGCAAGGCUGCCACCAAACAAUUGGACCAGAAUGUCGUCAAGGUGUUAGUGGACAUACUCCGUGCAAACCCGUACUCACAACAAUUUAGGAGUUUGGGUGCACACAAGGAUCACCUCGAUGAUUACAGGAUAGACCUCAACACUGACCAGAGGCUUGACCAACGGAGAUAUAAUAGGCCAGUGUCAUCAGAGGUAGCUGCAAUCUGGGUCGAGGGCGCCGACCUAGCGAAAAGGUUUGAUCGUAGCAUUACACUUUUCGGUAAUGAUAAUCAGAGGCACAGUAUAGGUGUCACUGAUGGCUCUUACGACCCGUUGUCCUAUCCCCUAUUCUACCCUUGUGGGGAGCUCGGUUGGCAUCCAAAACUGCCUAAACGUAAUGUCCCUUGGGAGGUUGUACAGCAACCAAGAAGGUGGCAUGAUAAUGAGGAGGAUGCAGGUAGCCCUUUUAUUUAUUAUGUUAUUAUGAAAAUAAUAUAAGGCUCAUAUGUAUACUAACUAAAGUUGCUACAUUACCUGUUGCAGAGGGUAAUAGCAGGUUAUGCGUGUCCGUGAGAGACUACUACUGUUACAGACUGCAGACACGAACUGCUAUAUUCAAUCCCAUACUUUGUGGAGCACGAUUGCUCCAGCAAUGGGGGGUCGACAUGUACAUCAAGAUAGAGAGUUGUAGGUUGAGAUGGUACAGAAAGAACCAAACAAAGAUCCGUGCCGACCUUUAUAAAGGAGUUGAUGCUAUCACUUCUGGGGAGACAAGAGCGAGCGCUGUCGGAGUAAGGAUAGUGCUCCCUGGAACGUACCCUGGUGGCGACCGUGACAUGAAACGGAGGCAUAUGGAUGCCAUGUCAAUUUUCCAUACAUACGGGAAGCCUGACAUCUUCUUGACCAUGACCUGCAACCCUAAAUGGGAAGAGAUAUCGAACGAUCUGCUUCCUGGUCAGACAGCAUAGGACCGACCUGACCUUGUGGCUCGCGUGUUUUAUGGCAAGCUAGAGGCUAUGAAAGGGUUGUUGUUCAAGAAGCAUAUCCUGGGUGUUGUUGUUGCGUAUAUAUGCGUAGUCGAGUUCCAAAAAAGAGGCCUCCCCCACGCACACUUUCUGUUGAUCAUGGAUGCAUCAUAUAAGCUCGUCGUCCCGGAGCAAUACGACCGAGUCAUUUCCGCUGAGCUCCCGGACAAGCAUAAGUAUCCAGAACUCUAUGCCUUGGUGGUCAAACAUAUGAUGCAUGGUCCAUGCGGUGCUCUCAACCCCAAUAAUGUGUGCAUGCAACAAAACAAGUGCAAGUGCAGAUACCCUCGGGCAUUCAAUGAAAACACGACACAGGGCAAGGACUCAUACCCAGUUUAUCGACGUAGAGACGACGGGCAUAGGGCUAAGGUCCGGGGUAAAAUGUUGGACAACAGGUGGGUAGUGCCUUAUAACCCUUACCUUUUGCGGAUGUUCAAUUGCCACAUCAACGUCGAGGUCUGCUCGAGCAUAAAGGCCGUCAAAUACCUCUACAAGUACAUAUACAAGGGCCACGAUAGGGCUUCUUUCAGCAUCGACCAGCCGGACGCCGAUGGAAUCAUUGAUGAGAUCAAAAGAUAUGUCGACGCGAGGUGGGUUACUCCUCCGGAGGCCAUGUGGAGAAUAUUUGGCUUCUCCUUAUGGGGGAACUCCCCGUCUGUCCUAUAGUUGCCUCUUCAUCUUCCGAAUAUGCACAGGGUGGCAUUCAAUGAGCAAGCUGACUUGACCAAUGUCGUCGCCUCUGAGAGUGCUUCAAAAUCCAUGUUGACGGAGUAUUUCAAGGCUAACCAAGACCACCCGUGGGCUAGGCAUAUAUUAUACAAGGAUUUUCCUGGGAGCUUCACAUGGCAGAGAACAAAGUAUUGGAAGCCACGGGUGGAACGUUAUCAAAUAGGGCGGAUCGUGUCUGCCAAUCCAGCCGAGGGGGAGCGAUACCAUCUGCGUGUAAUACUAAACCAUGUCGCGGGCAAGACAUCCUUCGAAGACAUGCUCACCGUGGAUGGCAUUCUAUGUGGUAGCUUUCGUGAGGCUGCAGAGAGGUUGGGACUCAUUGAGGCAGACAACACGCUUGACGAUUGUCUUACUGAGGUGGAGCAGUGGGCGAUGCCUUGUUCACUCAGGAGGCUUUUCGCAACAAUCUUGGUGCAUUGCGAGCCAGGCGAUGUGCGCGGUUUAUGGGAUAGGCACUUUGAGCCUAUGUGUGAUGACUAUCGUCGAGCACACAAGUGUACAAAUGAUGUGGAGAAGAUGGUGUUGUUGGAUAUUAGAGGUAUAUUGCAGUCCAUGGGGAAAGACAUUGUAGAUUUCGCUCUUCCGUGCAUCGACGAUGAGUUCGACCCAACCGGUGGCGAUGCAAGAGAGGUGAUUGAGGAGUCCACCGUCGAGUUUGAUGUGAACGACACAAAAUUGGCUUCGUCACUAAACUUGGAGCAGAGGGUUGCAUACGACGAGAUACUAGUAGCAGUUGACCGCAGUGAUGGAGGUGUAUUCUUUGUUGAUGGCCCAGGAGGUACAGGAAAGACCUUUUUGUACAGGGCGCUACUCGCCAAGGUUCGGAGCAAGGGCAACAUCGCUAUCGCUAUCGCGACUUCUGGCGUCGCCGCUUCUAUCAUGCCUGGAGGAAGGACUGCCCACUCGAGGUUCAAGAUCCCAUUGAGUUGCGAUGAUGGUGCCUCAUGCAGCUUCGCCAAGCAGAGUGGGACCGCAAAGCUACUAAGGAUGGCUUCGUUGAUACUAUGGGAUGAGGCCACCAUGACUAAGCGACAGGCGGUUGAGGCACUUGACAAUAGCAUGCGCGACAUCAUGGGAAGACGGGACCGACCCUUUGGAGGAAAGACAGUUGUUUUCGGCGGCGACUUCAGGCAGGUGCUGCCGGUCGUCACGAGGGGGUCCGGCGGUCAGAUAAUCGAUGCAACCCUUCGAAGUUCUCACCUCUGGAAGGGUAUGCGACAGCUAAGGCUCGUCACCAACAUGAGGGCUCAUAAUGACACAUGGUUUGCGGAUUACUUGCUUAGGGUAGGCAAUGGCACCGAGGAAGCUGGCGAUCAUGGCAACAUACAGCUCCCUAAAGAUAUUUGUGUGCCCUCUACAGGCGAGAUGAACGACAUAGAGAAGUUGAUUGACCAUGUGUUUCCUAGUCUAGAUGAAAACAUGUCUGAUCCCAAUUACAUGACUUGUCGUGCAAUCCUCUCCACCACAAACGACAACGUUGACAAUAUAAACUUACGCAUGAUAGAUUGUUUUAAGGGUGAAGAAGUAAUAUACCAUAGCUUUGAUAGUGCAGAGGACGACCCGUAUGGCUACUACGCUCCUGAGUUCCUGAACGGAUUGACCCCCAACGGUCUUCCUCCACAUGCACUCAAAUUGAAGCUGAACUUCCCUGUCAAACUUUUGAGGAACAUUGAUCCGGCUAAUGGACUAUGUAAUGGCACGAGGCUUGUUGUUCGAGGUUUCGAGAGGAACGCCAUUGAUGCAGAAAUCAUGAUUGGACAACAUGCUGGUAGGAGGGUAUUCCUUCCUCGGAUACCCCUAUGCCCAUCUGACAACGACAUGUUUCCAUUCAAGUUCAAGAGGAAGCAAUUUCCUUUAAGGCUUAGCUUUGCUAUGACAAUUAACAAGGCGCAAGGACAGACUAUCCCGAUUGUCGGCGUGUACCUACCUAACCCAGUGUUCUCUCAUGGUCAACUUUAUGUCGCACUGUCUCGAGCCACCGCGAAGAGAAACAUAAAGAUCCUCAUUGAGAAGGAGAAGGACAAGGGAAAGAAACAGACCAAUAAAUCAAAUAAGCGAAAAAGACCCACGCUAUGCUUACAAAGGACGAUGAAGAAUAUCGUCUACAAGGAAGUCCUUACAAGCUGAAGUUUACACUUAUCGAACUUAAGUAUCUUGCUUGGGUAUCAUCAUGUGAAAGUGCUUAACAUGUUGUAGCCGUUGUGAAUGACAUGCACACCUAUCGUAUGUACCCCGUUUAUUACGCUCUUAAACUAAUGAUAAGGUAAAUUGUGUUUGCUUUGAAUUGUUAGUACCGUUGUUGUUGAUGGAAUGUGUUUUUGAUGGAUAUGUUUGCAUGUGAACAUUGUAUUCCAUGCCAUAUAAUCAGAAACACCACUAUGUGAAUGUCUUGUGCAAUAAGAGGACUACGUGAAGAUGAAAGAAUUGAUGUUACUCUACUGAGAAGAUGCCGACAUUACAUUAACCCACACGGAACUUGACAUUUCGUCGCGUCCAGAUGGAGCAUAUAUACCAGAAUUGUUGGACCAUUCGUGCAAUGGUCCAAUGGAAGGCACAAAUCAAAGAGAAUUCCAUGGGAAACAUAUACCUUCAAUGCAUACUACUGGAUCAGGAAGGGACAAAAAUGGAAGCCAUUGCGUUCAACAAUCAAGUUGUUCGUUUCAACACCAUUCUUCAAACCGGCAUGUCCUAUGAAUUCACUCGUGUAGGAUUUAACCCCACUGAAAUGGCAGUUGUACAUUUCUUGUAUCUAGACAUGGAGUUUAUCAUGACACUAGAUAGUAGGACUGUGGUUAUGAUUUCGGCGCACAGGAUAUCAACGACAAUUUGUCCAUUGUGUUUCCCACAAUUUGGGGCCAUCUACUCACUACAAGACAAACGCAUAACUGGUGCAUUUUUUAUCUUUGUUCUUGCAUAUUUUGUUAUAGAACUCAGGGUCUCAUUCUGAUUAAAUCUUCGCAGAUGUUAUUGCUAUUGUUGCCUAUGUUAGUAAGAUACAAACUCUAUGGGAUCCAAUAUAUGAUAGACAUGUCCCUUUGCUCGAAA